Molecule: messenger RNA, 780 nt
Organism: Dictyostelium purpureum
Lineage: Eukaryota; Evosea; Eumycetozoa; Dictyosteliales; Dictyosteliaceae
Exons: 2
Coding region: 1-780 (259 amino acids)
Source: RefSeq, a predicted model, not a curated record
AUGAGCUACACUAAAGUUAAAGUUAAAACAGUUAACAGCAAAAAAUGUUUAGGUUUUGAAGGAUUCAAUAAAAGACAUUACCCAUCACCAUUAGAGCCAAUUAUGGGCAAAGAGGAGUUUGAACAGGUUGUUAAUAGAAUCAAUACAGUUACAAAGACAAGAUAUUCAAAGACAUUUUUUAUACCAUUACUUAUCAUCUUUUUAGGAAUUUGUUUAAUAUUUAUUGGUCUUUUUAAGGGGCAAUUCGGUGUCACAGGCUAUGGUAUCGGGUUUGCUGGUAUUGGUACUAUUGUUUUAGCAGUUAUGAUAUUUUUAUUCCAACGUAAAAUUAAAAAAAAUAUUGAAACAUCUCUUAAAGAAGCUAAUGCUUAUUUUGCAGAUAGAAGAAUUUCAUUUACUUUAGUUGAAAAGCAUGGUAAACCAAGAAUGGUUAAAUCUGGUACAAAAGAAAGAGUAGAAAGAAGACAUAAAAUAUAUAUCGAAAUUAGUUUCCCAACACCAGGUGUUGAACAUACCGUUGCUGGUGCAAUUGGUGGUUUCAUUUCAAAUAUUUUACCAGGUGGUAAUAAUAGUGGUCUAUCAUUUGGUUUCACCCCAAAUGUUAAUGUUGGUGGUUACGACGUUCAAGCUCCACAAGUUAAUGUUAAACCUCAAUUUAGUGAAUCUGGUCGUCCAGAGUUUGUAUUCUCUGUACCAAGCGUAUCAAAUGAUUUUAAUAUUUCAAUUGAUGCCGCUGAUGCAACUAAAAAAUUACUUGAUCAUGCAAAUGAUUAUUCCUAA